AUGGCCAAAACAGUGCUUUGGUUUGUGAUCCUAGCUAUUUUGUGCGUCGUUGCUUUUGGAAGAAUAGUGAACAAAAGGAAGUGUCCAGAAGUGCGAGCUGUUCCGCAUUUCGACCUCUCACAGAUGUUGGGUGAUUGGUACGUUGUUGAAUACUAUGCUAGCGCCGAAGAAGCCCUUUCCUACAGCUGUAUGAGAGCUGUAUUCACGGAGGAUGACCACGUGCAAACUGCGGAUGGUUCCGUAGAAUGGACCCCAGGUGUGACGAUGAACUUCACGUACCGCUUCGCCGACGAUCCUCUCGGAGAGAACUUGCUCGGCAACAUAACCUGGCGGGUGGACAUGAACGAGCCAGCGCAUUGGACUCAUUCUGAACUGACUUAUGACGGGAUUUACAAUACUUAUGUCCUUGAUACGGAAUAUAAAACUUGGGCGCUACUACUGCAUUGUGCAGAACAGAGAGAAGGCACCCGAUACUUAAGUGCAUUCAUUUUGUCACGGAAGACUGUUUUGCCAAAGAAUGUGAUGGCGUACCUAAGAGAUAAACUACCGAGAUAUGAUAUUGAUAUUAAAUACGUGUUCCCGAUACCGCAUAACAACUGCACAUCAACACCAGCCAAAUUCAACUAUUCGCCGAUACUCGUGGAAGUUGGUAGUAAGACAAUAAAACGACCUAAGAUUGAAUACAAUGUUAAUUUUGAGAAUUAA
Messenger RNA from Parnassius mnemosyne (clouded apollo), 705 nucleotides. The record is from the annotation of a GenBank genome assembly. Lineage: Eukaryota; Metazoa; Arthropoda; Insecta; Lepidoptera; Papilionidae.